AACGGGUUUUAGCCUUCACAACUCCUCCUCCACAGACCUUUAAAUGCUCUGCUUGACUGACUCUUAAGUCAACUAGACCUGACAGACAAACUCAGCUGUCAACAACAGUCCGCAUGAUAACAUAAGGAUUAAAAACAAACCUGUGUUAGGAUGUCUAACUUUGACGAACUUCUGCAGCACGCUGGAGAUUUCGGCUUUUAUCAGAAGAGAAUCUCAGUUUUAGGUUCUUUGCCUAUUCUGCUGCUCGCGUUUGUGCUAAUAGGAGUUGUGUUUUUAGGAUACACACCAGAUCAUUGGUGUAAAACAGCGAGUCUUCAAGAGAAAUGUGGUUUUUCGGAGGAGCAGGUGCGGGAUCUGACGGUUCCCCGCACAGGCGCGCGCGGCGCGUUCAGUAAAUGCGUGAAAUUCGAUGACGCGCUUCGGAACGGGAGCGCGCUCAGCUGUAAUAUAUCCAUAUUUAACAACAGCACUCAUCUGUCGGCCUGUAAUGAAGGCUGGACGUUUAAUGAGAACCGGACCACCAUUGUUACUGAGUUUUCAUUGGUUUGCGAAGACUCCUGGCUUGCAGACCUGAACCAGGUAUCUUUAGCUGGAGGGUUCUUUAUAGGUGCCCUAGUCACUGGAUACCUGGCUGACAGGUUUGGGAGAAAAUCAUGUUUUAUUGCAUCAAUAUUUGGCCUUGGAGUCUCUGGGACAUGCAUUAUUUUUUCUCCUUACUACCCUCUGCUCCUGUUCUUUCGAUGUUUGCAAGGAUUUUUUGCCAAAGGAGCAUGGACCGCCACAUAUGUGUUAAUUAUUGAAUUCUUUGGAUCAAACAACAGGAAAUUUGUCUCCGUUAUGUCCCGUACGUUUUACUCGUUGGGUUUGGUUCUGCUUCCUGCUCUGGCGUAUUACAUUCCUUCAUGGAGAAACCUGCAGCUGGCCAUGACUCUGCCCACAUUCAUCUUCCUCAUCUACCACUGGGUUAUUCCAGAGUCUCCCAGAUGGUUGCUGUCACAAAGGAAGACAAAAGAGGCUCUGAGUAUUGUUAAGAGCAUUGCCAAGUGCAAUAAAAGAUCACUUCCUGAAGACUUUCAUGAGAUGGAUCUUCUGAUAGAAAAGCAAGAGGAAAUUAUGCGCCCUUCAUAUAAAGAUUUAUUUAAGACUCCUAAAAUGAGAAAGCACACAUUUAUCUUGAUAUAUGCAUGGUUUACCGGCGCUGUGGUUUUCCAGGGUUUGGUGUUGCGUUUAGGCAUCACUGGAGAUAAUGUUUUCCUGGAUUUUCUCAUCUCAGCUGUGGUUGAGCUUCCAACGGGACUCAUAUUUUAUUUCUUAGUUGAUCGAAUUGGCAGAAGGCCUCUCAUGGCGACAGUGAAUUUUAUUGGAGGUGCUGCUUGUUUGGCUGUUCCAUUUAUUUCACCAAAUAUUUCAUGGCUCAGAAGGACCAUUGCGAUAGUAGGAAGACUAGCUGUUGCCAUUGGGAAUGAGACUGUGAACUUUGCCAACACUGAACUGUAUCCAACACCACUCAGAAACUUGGGCGUAUCUGUGUGCUCUUCAGCCAGUGAUAUCGGAGCAGUCGUUGCUCCGUUUAUUCUGUACAGAUUAGCUAGUAUUUGGCAAGAACUUCCCCUCUUGGUCUAUGGAGUCAUGUCUGUUCUGUACAGUGGACUAGUGAUGCUUCUGCCAGAGAUGAAAGGUGUUGAUCUCCCAGAAACUGUGGAUGAUGUGGAAAACUUGAGAAGGCAUAAACGCAAGGAAAAAGAUGGUGCUCAGUUUCCUGAAAUAAACAUUGUCCCAAUGAAAGCUGUCGAGAAAACAUCCCAAAAGUGAUUCAAUCACAAGUAAAACUUUUAACCACAGGAUUUGUGGUUGAUUACAUUUGCAGUACUGUAAUAAUAUCAUAAUAUAUGCAGAAUGCAUACAGAAAAAGUUCUUUCAGAUGCUUUUAGAUUUAUAAAAAUGACUGAUUCUUUUGUUUCUAAUGUUUUAGUUGCUGUUUAUUAUAUCUAUAUAUUCACUUUC
Molecule: messenger RNA, 2004 nt
Organism: Danio rerio (zebrafish)
Lineage: Eukaryota; Metazoa; Chordata; Actinopteri; Cypriniformes; Danionidae
Source: RefSeq, a predicted model, not a curated record